Messenger RNA from Megalops cyprinoides (Indo-Pacific tarpon), 1160 nucleotides. RefSeq names its product calcineurin-like EF-hand protein 1 (gene chp1). Lineage: Eukaryota; Metazoa; Chordata; Actinopteri; Elopiformes; Megalopidae. Gene Ontology annotation, molecular function: calcium ion binding. The record is from RefSeq and is a predicted model, not a curated record. The coding region runs from base 290 to 877 and encodes 195 amino acids. The transcript is spliced from 7 exons.
GGUGAGAGUAGGAAGCUCUAGCCCUGUGAAGUACGGAGACGGUCCAGAGAUAAGUCGACGUGCUAGUGACACAUUGGAAGUGUCUGGGAGGAACCAGAAGAACGCCGAAAGAAGGCAUCCGGCUGCUGCAUUACUUUUCAGAGCUACAUUCCCAAUACUGUCGAAGUAUUCACUAGCCAAGUAUUUGUGAAAUCCAAAAAGACGUGUGAAACCACACGGUUUCCGAACAAUCCCCCAGGAAAACAGCUGAUAACAAGAGCUUGCUAAGACCCAUUUUACCGAGAUCACCAUGGGAUCCAGAGCUUCGACAUUGCUGAGAGAGGAGGAAAUUGAAGAAAUCAAAAAGGAGACGGGCUUUUCACACAGUCAGAUCACCCGGCUCUACAGUCGCUUCACCAGCCUGGAUAAGGGAGAGAAUGGCACUCUGAGCCGAGAGGAUUUUCAGAGGAUCCCGGAGUUGGCCAUUAAUCCUCUGGGAGACAGGAUCAUCAAUGCCUUCUUUCCGGAAGGGGAAGACCAGGUGAACUUCCGGGGCUUCAUGCGGACCCUGGCACAUUUCCGCCCGAUUGAGGACAACGAGAAGAACAAGGACCCCACUGCUACUGAGCCCCUCAACAGCAGAACCAACAAGCUGCUUUUUGCUUUCCGGCUGUAUGACCUGGACAGGGAUGAUAAAAUUUCUCGGGACGAGCUCCUGCAGGUUCUGAGGAUGAUGGUGGGAGUGAACAUCUCAGAUGAGCAGCUGGGCAGUAUCGCAGACCGAACCAUCCAGGAGGCUGACCAGAACGGGGACAACUCCAUCUCCUUCAAUGAGUUCAUCAAGGUGUUGGAGAAAGUGGACGUGGAGCAGAAGAUGAGCAUUCGCUUCUUACACUAGAGGGGCGUGCUGCACGAUGAGACUCUGAGCAGAGUGACCCCUUGCCCAUCGGAACAAAACCCACUGCCCUUUCCACACACCAGGGGCAACAAGCUUACUACAUAUGCUUUCUGACCAAGAAAAUGGUAGAUAAUAUUGUCAGGUGUUUUUUGUUUUCAAUCACCGACUUUCUGCCUUGCACCGCUGUGCAAAACAAAGGGAAUACUUACGUGCUUCGGAAUGUUUAAUUUUGUUAUAGUGGUGACGUGGAAACUUACAUUCUGGAAGGUGACCCCUAUUCAAG